Messenger RNA from Nerophis lumbriciformis (worm pipefish), 780 nucleotides. Lineage: Eukaryota; Metazoa; Chordata; Actinopteri; Syngnathiformes; Syngnathidae. The record is from RefSeq and is a predicted model, not a curated record.
AUGCUUAAAACGCUGGCUUGUGGAGCUGUGACAUUUGCUGGACUUUACAUCGGCUUCAAGAAAGUACUCAAGUUGACUUUCACGCGAUGGAGUGACGCAGAUGUGUUGAUAGUGAGUGAAAGGCUCAUUGAUGCAAUUCACGCAUCCCUGGCAACGACAGCCGGAGUCAUCACAGUGACGUCUUGCAAGGAUGUGAUGAGAGACAGUCAUUGGGUGCUCACCAGCUUUAUGGUGUUUGGAUACCCCUAUUCGGCCAUCGACCUUUAUGCCUCGUAUAUGAGCCACUUCCAUUCGCACCGACUCAGAGGAAACAGCAUGUACAACAGCCACUCUCUGAUGACACUCAAGGGGUUCAUCUCCAGCUACUGGUUGACUGUCCUUCAUCACCUGGCAGUGCUUGGUAUUCUCUUACCCAUUGGCGUGUUCUACCGGCGAGGAUUGGGAGAUUUUUUCAUCGGAUGCUUAUUCAUAACAGAACUCAGCGUCGCUUUUGUCGCCAUAUCAAAGAUUAUCGUCCAGGUGGGCCUUGCAAACACCAGGCUGCACAAAAUCAACAGCAUCUUACUUUUGGUGUCCUUCAUCAUUUGUCGGAUCUUGAUCUUCCCCUACAUGUACUGGAAGUACGGGCGCGAUUUUGACAUUCCACUGCACAAAGUUCCGUCCCAUCUGCCUUGGCACUGUAAUGUCGGCAACUUGGCAAUCCUUAUGCCUCAGGUCUACUGGUUUUACCUCCAGCUGAAGAAAGCCCAGCGAGUGUUCAGACAUAAGAAAUUAAACUAA